Molecule: messenger RNA, 1009 nt
Organism: Leguminivora glycinivorella
Lineage: Eukaryota; Metazoa; Arthropoda; Insecta; Lepidoptera; Tortricidae
Product: regucalcin-like
Exons: 5
Coding region: 4-978 (324 amino acids)
Biological process (GO): L-ascorbic acid biosynthetic process
Molecular function (GO): enzyme regulator activity; gluconolactonase activity; calcium ion binding
Source: RefSeq, a predicted model, not a curated record
AUAAUGUUCAUUUUUCAGUCGUCAGUGUUGGAAUCGUCGACAUCAGUAAUGUCAUCAGUAAACGAUUCAGUCAGAGUAGAGGUGAUAGCAGACCGUGCGUUUCUCCUGGGCGAAGGCCCUCAUUGGGACGAGCGUGUGCAGGCGUUGUACUUCGUCAGCAUUAAUGAGAACACUAUACAUAAGUAUGAACCGGAUAAGAAUGCCCUCACUAGUGCUGCCGUAGAGGGUCGCCCAGGCUUCAUAGUACCCCUAGAAGACCAUUUAGACCAUUUCGUAGUGGGUUUGGAGCGUGACUUCGUAGUUAUUCAAUGGGAUGGAGUAGGCACUGCCAGGGUUGUGAGAAAACUGCGAGAAGUCGACCAGAAUUCUCCUAGGAACAGGCUGAAUGAUGGGAAAGCGGAUCCUAGAGGCCGACUUUAUGCAGGCACAAUGGGGCACGAAGACGAGAAAUUCAACCUGGACAAGAACGCAGGCACUUUAUUCCGCCUGGACCCACACGGUCUUACUCCGCUAUGCGACAAGAUCUCUAUCUCCAACGGUCUGGCCUGGGACCUGGGGUCUAAGGCCAUGUAUUACAUAGACUCACCAGAGAGGAAGAUAAGAAGAUACGACUAUGAUGUUGAGACUGGAGAUGUUUCUAAUCUCCAGUACAUCUUCGACUUCGAGACGAACAAACUAGAGGGCGCUCCAGACGGUUGCACUAUCGAUACAAACGGGAACCUCUGGGUGGCAGUGUUCGGCGGAGGCUGUGUGCUGCAGAUAUCCCCUAAAGGAGAACUGAUGCAACGUGUGGAGGUUCCCGCUAAACAGGUCACCUCAUGCACCUUCGGAGGCGCCAAUUUCGACACACUUUUCGUAACGACUGCGCGUCUCAACAUCAGUGAAGAACAGAAACACCCAAGUGGAUGCACCUUCAAGAUUACCGGGCUUGGUGUGAAAGGUCUGCCCAAUAACAGGUUCAAGGAUAUCAGUCAUUAAACAAUAAAAGGUUGUCUAUGUCUGUAUUUAA